AUGGACUCACCUCCCGAUCUUUCUCCUAAUGCACCACCACCACCAGCUAAUUUCGAUAAUCCUAAUGCAUAUUUUGCUAGUCUGCAGCCGCCUCCUCGGACACCGGCUUCCAGCACAUCCAAUGGUCAAGCCCCCACUGAUGGCUUUGUGGAUUCAGGUGGAUUUGAAAAGGCGCCUCUGGCCCCAGCUUCCAGUGCCUCUACUGGUCAAGCUUCCACUGAGGGAUCUGUAGAUUCGAGCGGAUUUGAGAAGGUGGGCGAUUGGUCAUUACUUUCCGAUUAG
Messenger RNA from Angiostrongylus costaricensis, 282 nucleotides. The record is from the annotation of a GenBank genome assembly. Lineage: Eukaryota; Metazoa; Nematoda; Chromadorea; Rhabditida; Metastrongylidae.